This is a messenger RNA of Protopterus annectens (West African lungfish), 2962 nucleotides long. Its product is annotated as inner centromere protein-like. Gene Ontology annotation, biological process: metaphase chromosome alignment; meiotic spindle midzone assembly; positive regulation of protein serine/threonine kinase activity. The coding region runs from base 402 to 2369 and encodes 655 amino acids. The transcript is spliced from 18 exons. The record is from RefSeq and is a predicted model, not a curated record. Gene Ontology annotation, molecular function: protein serine/threonine kinase activator activity. NCBI's taxonomy places the organism in Eukaryota, Metazoa, Chordata, Ceratodontiformes, Protopteridae. Gene Ontology annotation, cellular component: kinetochore; meiotic spindle midzone; chromosome passenger complex.
AAACGUUUGAAUGGAUAAGGCGGUUUUUUUUACAUAGUUUCAGGAAGCAGUUUUGCUUUAUCAAUUUGUUUAAGAAAUAAAGUGGAUCGGUGUGGAGGGGGAGAGAAGAAACGGGGACUGGGGUUUAGUGGGAUUUUAAUUGAUCUGCAGUGCAAGUAACACUAAACGGUAACUUCAGGCUGCUGAAUCAGCGAAAUAGGCAAAGGAGAUCUCUGUUACACGUCAGCAACACUCGUACAGCUGACCAAGGAUUUCUAACACAGUACGCAACAAGCUUCUUAAUGUUAAACAAAGCUCCGUUUACAGGCAGCCACGAGAGUACUUGAGUGAAGAAAAAAAGGGAGAAGCAGCUUUUGAAUUCAGUGCAGUGCUUGAGGUUACUUUCCUCACGAAAGAAAGAAAUGACAGUUUGGAAUGUUAAAACGCCAAGCUGGAAAUUAGAGUCAGGUAACAUCAUGGCAGAAGCUACAGGGCCCAUUCCACUGCUGACAGUUUUAUCCCGCAAACUGGAAGAGUUUCUCAAUGAAGUGGAUAAUAACCACUUAGUAUGGCUGCGAGAGAUAGAAGAAGAGGCUAAGAGGAUGUUUACAAGGCCAUCACUGGAAACCACGAAGGAAGAAAUUGAGGAAGAAAUAGCAGAGGAAACCAGCCCUAAUAUUCUUUCUGAAAUAACGGAUCUUGUUGAACAGGUUUCCAAAAGCCCUCGUCAUUCACUACGCCAUCACAGUGCUUCUAAGAUAGCUGAUAGUAUUCCAGCUGCAGAACGUGAGGGGAUAAAUUCAAGUAAAGGAAGUCCAGAUCAUAUAACUAAACAAAAUUCUCCAAAUAAAGAGAACAACGCUGUCCAAAGUUCAGCUACUGAAGAGAGCCUAAGUGCCAGGAGAAAGCAAAGUUACAAACGUGCGGUGAAUGAAAUAUAUGAAAGCCCAACUGAUGAGGAAAAGAAGCUGGAUGAGGAUUGCAGCCCACCUAGAAAGAAGACACCAUCUCCUCCUUGCCCUUCAAGUAAGAUUUUACGCCCAAAUCUUAAAACUUUCUUGCAUACAGUGCAGAAGAACCAGUUGCUGAUGACUCCAGUUUCUGCUGGCCGUGGUGUUGUGAAAUCGUUUAUUAAGCGCAAUACUCCUGUUAAAAUAGAUGCUAAGAUUAUCAGUGAGAAGGAAAAGCAGCGUUUGGAGAUGCUGAAAAAGAAGGAGGAAGCAGAGAUGCUGCGAAAGCAGAAGCUGGAGGAAGAAAAGAAACGGAGGAUGGAAGAAGCAAGGCUGAAGCGGGAAGAACGAAUGAGAAAGGUGCUACAAGCACGGGAACGUGUCGAAAAAAUAGAAGAGGAGAAGAAAAAGAAAAUCGAAAAUAAGUUUGCACAAAUUGAUGAAAAGAGCGAAAAGAUUAGAGAAGAGCGAUUAGCUGAGGAAAAAGCUAAGAAGAAAGUAGCAGCUAAAAAGAUGGAGGAGGUAGAAACUCGUAGAAGGCAGGAAGAAGAAAGUCGCAAACAGAAACUGCUGCAGUUGGAGGAAGAGGAGCGCAAGCACCAAGAGAUGCUGCAAAGAAAAAAAGAGGACGAGGAGCUGGAGAAGCAGAGAAAGAUGGCUGAGGCCAAGAAGCAGGCAGAACUGCGACAAGCUGAGAUUGAGAGAGAGCGACUGAGAGAACAGCAGCUUGCUGCUGAAAAGGAAAUUGAAAGGAAGAAGGAGCUGGAAAGGAUUAAAGCCGAAAAAGAGCGGGAGCGUCAGGAAAAGGAAAAGGCCCUCCAGCUGCAGCGGGAAUUGGAGAGGUCUGCUAGAGAAGAGGCAGCAGCUAGGGAAAAGGAGAGACUCCGAAAAGAAAUGGAGGAGCGAGAAAGGAAAAAGCUAGAAGAACAACGCCAGGCAACUCUGGAGCGUCAGAGACAGGAGAAAUUGCGGUUGGAGAAUGAACGAAAAUUGCAAGAAUCACUAGAGAAAAAAGGGCAACAGGCUAAAUCAGCAAGCAACAAAGACGCACUUAACGUUACAAUGGAUGUACCAGCUCCUUCAGUUUGCCAGUCAUACCAAAUGACUCCCAAGGGCUGUGAUCCAAAGCCUCCUAAAAUCAAUCCUAAUAAUUAUGGAAUGGAUUUGAACAGUGAUGACUCUACUGAUGAUGAGGGAGCACCACGCAAGCCAAUCCCAUCAUGGGCAGAAGGGAAACUUUUGAUGCAAGCCAUCAAUCGUCAGUACUACAACCCACCAGAUCAUCAGUCCUAUUUUGGAGAGGUUGAAAAUCCCAAACUGGAAGAAAUUUUCUACAAGAGCAAACCUCGCUAUAAUAAACGAACAAGUUCUGCAGUUUGGAACUCUCCUCCAAGCCUUGGUAAUAGGGACAAUUUUGCUUACACCCUGAAGAAAUUCUGAGGAUCUAGAACAGUUCUGUCUGCUGUAACAUAAUAAAACUUUUGUAUGGCUUGCCUAUACAAUCUUAAUACGAGUCCUACAAAUGCAUUAUGAAACACUGAAUACACAGUGACUAAACUAAGCAGUUUUUUCUGCUGCAAAUAUUGAAAGUGUGACUGCUUUAAAAGAAGACUGGGUUUGUUGCACCCUGUUCUGAUGUUACAAAUGUGUCCUGGAUUAUUCAGCUAUCAAAUGGGCACCCACUGUGACAAAACUGCAGAUGAGUGACUCUUCAUUGUAUUGCAACAGAAUCUUGUCUUUGGAAUAAAAUGAGUGUGGUGUCAUAAUCCUAGAAUCUGCAGCCUUUUGACUUCAUUGGACUUUUACUUUUUGUAUAUAAUUGUACAGAGGUCUCUGGCUGAACCUUAUAUUCAACCACAUACAUGCACUGUUCACCCAUUUUUAUUGGUGUCCGUAGUGUCUGUCUUUUUUUAUUUGUAUUUUAUUUUAAGUUUUGUAAAAUUGUUUUAAACACUUAAGAAAAAUAUUAGUAAUUACAGAAUAUAAAGAUGUUUCAUUAAAGUUUAGUCCUGUUGGGACAGAUCCUUUUUUCA